Colletotrichum orchidophilum is the source of this 222-nucleotide messenger RNA. RefSeq lists its product as uncharacterized. The transcript has a single exon. Gene Ontology annotation, biological process: nucleoside metabolic process. NCBI's taxonomy places the organism in Eukaryota, Fungi, Ascomycota, Sordariomycetes, Glomerellales, Glomerellaceae. The coding region runs from base 1 to 222 and encodes 73 amino acids. Gene Ontology annotation, molecular function: catalytic activity. The record is from RefSeq and is a predicted model, not a curated record.
AUGAAAUCUGGGAAUGACCGCGACAGUAUUGCGAAAGCUGAGGGAAUCAUUGCCUUUGAGAUGGAAGCUGCCGGGGUUUGGGACAUGUUCCCUUGCCUUGUCAUCAAAGGAGUGUGCGAUUACGCCGACAGUCACAAGAGUCAGGAAUGGCAAAGAUUUGCUGCUGCGACGGCAGCUGCGUGCGCAAAGGCUUUUCUGCAGGACUGGUCAGUCACUGAUUGA